AUGGUAGUGAUUACUGAAAGUCAGUUGUUUAACAUAGUUAACAACUGCGACAAUCUUCCAGCUGAUGGUGAAACACAAGAGGCAGUCGUUAACCACAUCAACGAGAUGACCGAAGAUCGCAACGAGGCAGCGAUGUUUGUCGCUCAUAUGAUCUAUGAGAGUACUGGUUUCAGAGUCAUGCGAGAUUAUAACCGAGGAGCUGGUCAACCAUGCGGUAAAAUUUACUAUAGCCGAGGAUACCUCCCGCUGAUGUGGGAAAACAAUUACCGGGCAGCAUCGCAAGCUCUUUUCAACGACAAUAGGCUAUUUGAUAAUCCGGAUUUGGCAGCGGAGAGCCCGGAGAUGUGCAUGCGUGUGUCGGUGUGGGUCUGGAAGGAGCGAGUACGCCCGCAAGCUGCUCCGUUUGAUAAUUUCUACGCCACGACUAAGGCUAUAAACGGUGACGAGGAAACGAGUUCCAGCCAUCCAGCAGCAAAGGAACGCUAUCGGUUUUAUGAGACAGCCGCUAGAUAUUUGGAGGUGACCCCAAUACCUGAAGGAUAAUCAACCAUUGUGCCAACCAUUGAGAGACCAAAUAACAAUAGAUAAUAGCAGGUGAAAAGUUUGCAUUCCUUCGUGUGUGUCUUUGUCUCCUCAUAAUGGUUGGAAUACCCUUACAAAUCAGGAAUUGGCUUUGAAUAAAGGAAACUUCAGCGAAUUGCAAAUACAGUUAGAGAAUAAGAAUAGCGAGAGCAUUUCUAGUGAA
This is a messenger RNA of Sabethes cyaneus, 745 nucleotides long. RefSeq lists its product as uncharacterized. NCBI's taxonomy places the organism in Eukaryota, Metazoa, Arthropoda, Insecta, Diptera, Culicidae. Bases 1 to 543 code for a protein of 180 amino acids. The record is from RefSeq and is a predicted model, not a curated record. Gene Ontology annotation, molecular function: chitinase activity. The transcript has a single exon. Gene Ontology annotation, biological process: cell wall macromolecule catabolic process; chitin catabolic process.